Molecule: messenger RNA, 219 nt
Organism: Heteronotia binoei (common prickly gecko)
Lineage: Eukaryota; Metazoa; Chordata; Lepidosauria; Squamata; Gekkonidae
Product: zinc finger protein 620-like
Exons: 2
Coding region: 1-219 (72 amino acids)
Biological process (GO): regulation of DNA-templated transcription
Source: RefSeq, a predicted model, not a curated record
AUGCUGUGGAGCCAUCGUCUUCUCAGAGGUGGGGAAAAAGCUACUGCGUCUCCAGUCCAGUGCCCAUUUUCCUUUGCGGACGUGGCUGUGUAUUUCACCGUGGAAGAGUGGGCCCUACUGAAUUGGGGCCAAAGAGCUCUCUACCAGGAAGUCAUGCUGGACAACUAUAGGAACGUGGCUUCUCUGAGUAAGGAUAUUUGUGAGGUGCCAAAGGUGUGA